AUUGGAUUUGGAGGCAAGGCGUUUAAUUUUCCGGAGUGCUUAUGAUCUGAUCAGAUGGAGAGAGUGAUCUCUUUCCUGAUGAUCUGAAUCCGAGGAACGGAAUUCUCCUCAAAUUGAAAAUCUGUGUAUUUCUGAUGGAUUUCACGGAUUCUUCCACCACAACUAUUCCACGGCCACCGCCACCGCCAGCGCCAGCGGCAUCGUCUGAAUCAUCCCUUCUUCUAUCCGACUCCACUCUCCAAAAUGCUUCCUCACGGGAAGAUCAUUAUGUAGCAUCCAUAACAGAAGAACAUGAAGUAACCUGCUGGGGAUGUGGAUUAUGCCUUAUUCUUUCACCCUAUACUCCCAUUUUCAAGUGUGGUUGGUGUGGAGCCAUAUCCGAUCACAAAGCAAUCAAAAAGGACAACAAGUACAUUUGGUGGAUACGUUUGAGAGACAGAUGCCUUCUCUGUGUUCUCAUACUAUUCAUGUUCUUCAUUAUAGGUGGUGGUAUCUGGGCUAUAUAUCCUGUAAUCUUCUCUAAAAGUUACCUUUUUGGCAUACUCCAUAUGACUAUAGCAGUUCUUUUAUCAAUCACCACAAUUACCACUUUUGCCCUUUCUGCAUUCCGGUCUCCUGGUACACCCCCUCUCAUCCCCUGGGGUAGCUACCCUGCAGUUGGAAAAAAUGGUCUUGCAGGUUACACCUUUUGUAAAUACUGUUCAAAGCCAAAAUCCCCUAAUUCUCACCAUUGUCGAUCUUGUGGCAUGUGUGUGUUAGACAUGGAUCAUCAUUGUCCCUUUAUUGGGAAUUGUGUGGGAGCUGGAAAUCACCGUGUGUUCAUCUAUUUCUUGAUCUCAUCAGUGAUAAGUAGUUUCUAUGUCUCUCUGAUAUCUUCAUUCACUGCUUUUUGUAUAUUGCCACCUGUGAGACACAUACCUAUGGCUGCUUUGAGUGGGCCCGGUGACUACAUGUUGAUUGUUGCAUGGGUUAAGGAAGUUGGGUUUUCGUUUUAUGACUCUGUGGAGUCGUUAUCAGUGAGGGGUAUUGUUGUCAUUUAUCUUUGUGUUGCAAGUGUUGCAGUGGAAAUAGGGUUGAGUGUGCUUUUGUGGCAGCAGUUGUCUUACAUUUAUCAAGGGAAAACGUAUUUAAGUCUUUUGAGUUCUCGUGGGACAAAUCGAACGAGUAAAAAAGAUUGUCAGAAUUUUGUGAGGUUCUUUGGGUGCCCCUAUUCAGCGACUAGAUGUCUGUUAGGUUCUUGGAAUUCUAGAAAGACUCACAAGAAGUGAUCACUUGAUAUGAUGUAAAAGUACAAAAGUUUUUGACUGAUGAAAGAGAUGAAUUAUUCA
This is a messenger RNA of Lactuca sativa (garden lettuce), 1328 nucleotides long. Its product is annotated as protein S-acyltransferase 11. Lineage: Eukaryota; Viridiplantae; Streptophyta; Magnoliopsida; Asterales; Asteraceae. The record is from RefSeq and is a predicted model, not a curated record. Gene Ontology annotation, molecular function: palmitoyltransferase activity.